UCUUUCCCUCUUAAAUAUCACCAAACAAACAAAAAACCACAAAGUACCUGACUACUACUAAGCAAUGGCAUACCAAGGAAACAACUACUAUGAGCGGGAGGUCAUCCGUGACAGCCCAUGUGACUCUUACUCUGAGUACAGCAGGGUUGAGGGUGGAUAUGGAAGGCCUGCAGGCUACCCAAUUGGCCACCAGCUACCCCACCACCACAACCACAACAAUGUGGUGACUGAUGUUGUAUAUGAGACCAGCACCAUUCCUAGGUAUGGACACCACCACCACCACCACGGCGGUGCUGAGGUUGUUCAGAGGCAGGAAGAGAGGAUUGUUUAUGAAAAUGAUUUCGACCCAUGCAGGAGGAUGUACUAGAUUAGUGCACCAAAUCUUCUCGUGUCUGCAAGAUCUAACAUCAAGUGCUCAAGUAUGGGUAUUAGUAUAAUAAAUUUCCCCUAAGCCAUUACAGAUGGUCUGUUUGCUACUAAAUAUUGCAGGAUGCUUCUUCUACUACCAUAUAUUGGUACUAUUAUUUGUAAUGUAUUUGACUAUUCCAGUGAAUUAAUAUGGCAUUUUCGUUUAAAAAGAAGAAA
Molecule: messenger RNA, 585 nt
Organism: Spinacia oleracea (spinach)
Lineage: Eukaryota; Viridiplantae; Streptophyta; Magnoliopsida; Caryophyllales; Amaranthaceae
Exons: 2
Coding region: 65-367 (100 amino acids)
Source: RefSeq, a predicted model, not a curated record